GCCUUCAUGGAGUAUAUGUUCUGAUAUUUUUGUCACAAACCGAAAUGAAUGUGACUUGCCCAGAAGAACCAAACAGAAUGAGUUCAGCUGCAGUGGGAGCCGCCAAGAGCCAGAUGUGGCCAUGGGAGGAAUAUCUUUGAGAGCCUGUCAUCUGGCUCCAGCUGUGUUAACCUAGGCCUGGUAGGCAGCCACGAGUUGUGUCUGCCAACUGGUGGCCAGACACUAGUGCAGGCUUAAACAAUUAGCAGAAUUCCUCAUCCGGUGGCUGGAUUCGCUGUGUGUGUCCUACAGACGAUCGCUGCUGUCCAAACCAGGGGACUCUGUGGGCAGAAACGCCCCGAAGAGAACCAGAAGUUCGCCCCUUGAAAAACCAGUCAAAGCCUUUGCAUCCCGGAACAUGGAGAGGGAUGCAGGAAUAGGGGAAGGCCAGCGUCAGUAAGAAAGCAAAAGUAAACCAGACGUGGCCCUCCACCUGGCAGAUCUGAAUUCUGCCUCAGAACUCGUGCCUGAUACAGACUGUCAGCCUCUACCAUGCCCCUGCAGAAAAGCAACGAGUAGAGUUUGCCUGUGAAGAAAUACUUCUUCAGUUAUUAUUUUUUACAUUGUUGCCCCUUGGUGAGAAGCAUUUAAGAUGCUUUAUUGGUUUUACCCAAACAGAGAUUUCCAAGGAAAGUAUUCAUUCCCACCUUUUGGAAACAACUGGGUCCCCACAAACAGGCCAUAACUUUCAAAGAUCUAUUAUAUCUGCCUUCAAAAAUAAGUGUAUAAGUAAAUAAAAUGCUUCAGCCUGCCUGCCUGUGGAAGAUUUUUUAUAAACUGUAGAGUUGCUGGUUUAAUGGACCAGGCAGGUCCUGCUAGCACACGGGAAAAUAAUAGAUUUUGAUCGUCCAUUGUCCAGCAUGUUUCUAAUAUCACAGUAGUUGCUCAGUAAAUGUUUGUAGACUGAGCUGAAUAAGGAAAAAUUCCAGUGAACAUGCUGACUGGCGAGAAUGGUAAUUAAAAAUUAGUGCAGUUAUGUCACAUCAUAAGUGGGGUAAAAUAACCCACCAUUUAGUGUCCCCCCGCCACAAAAGUAAGAGUUCUAAUUGGAAUAAAAUUAGGAUUUUUUUUUAAAUAUGUCCACAUCUGAAGAGUGGUUAUAACAGAAAGCACAAGAUGGUAGAGAUGAAGGCUUUCGGGGAGACUUCUCUUGAGGCUGAACAGAUAUGCCCAUGUGAGAACAUCUUUAUCGUGGUGAGGUUCUUGGUGGUUUUUCAAAGAAGUCCCACUCGGAACAGAUAACAACAACAACAAAAUCAUUGAAGUGGGGGAAAUUCAAAAGAUGCUAGUUUAUGUGUCAAAAUCAACUUUUGCAUUCUAACUGCAUUGUGUAAAUGUGCUGUGCAGGAAACAUAAGUGAAGCCAUUUGGUUUUGUGGCAUUGGUGUGGGUUGGCUCAGGGGGCGGGGAUAAGGUCGAGGCAUUGCUAUAGUAUGAGGAGAGCCAGAUGGUUGUAUUACACAUCUUUUGUGUUCUUGUUUGCUUCUUAAAGCAGUUGCAGAAUUUUGCCCUUGGCGAUAUUUUCUUCGUGCCUGUGUGUUCUGCUAUGAAUUUACUUUUGUCAGAGUACUUUGAAAGAAAAGCCUUGCUCAGAAAAAAAAAAAAAAAAUUUAACUUAACGUUAUAAACUCGUGAAGUCAACAGUUUGUUCAUAAAAAUAUUUUUUAAAUGUUAAUUAUGUUAGUAAAUAGUUGGGAGAAUCAGCUUUUCUUUUUUCUUAGCGCAGUGAUGUCGACCAUAUUUUAUGUCAAUUCAGGGAAAGAAUUUUUGCAAAAUUAUGAAUGUGCAGUUGGUGGUGGAUGGAUGGAUGGAGAUGGAUGGACAAGUAGACAGAUAAAUGGAACAGAUACAUUGUUAUUCCAGUAGGGAUGAGGCCUAUCUGAUUAGAGAUUUAACUUUUUCCAUUACUUACAGCAAGUCCUCAGGUUGUGGUUAACCUCCUGUGUGUUAUCAGCAAGCCUAACUUGGUAAGUUGAAUGAGAGUGGGUUAGGGUAGGUUGGGGAGCUUUGGUUGACAUUUGUGAAAAUUGCUGUUACACCACCAUUGAAAUUUGUAUUUAUUCCCUACUAAAAGGAAAUUCUCUUUUGCAGUCACCAGUGGGAAGGGAUAUUUAAGAUGUUCUAAUGCAUGUAAGGGGUGAUAUUUUAUCACCAAAUGAUUUUAAUAGAGAAUUGCUUUGGAGCUGUUCCCCCCCACACCCACCCCCACCACACACACACAUUGUGGUAGAAUGCUUCAGAAUAAUUUAAUGUCCUUUUCACAGUUACAGUUUUUUUUUUUUUCCUUUGCUCAGAUCAGAGAAGAGCAAAUAUGUAGGAUUGUUGGGCAACGGUUUAUUCUCCUGUUGUGCACAGAUUUCCAGUUUGAGUUGGAACCUGCAGUCCCUGAUGAGAAAAUAGGAAACUUACAGUCCUAACCUUAUUGAAAUCUCUGCCGGGUUUAGUCACAAGUCUGAGGCGACUCCUUCCAAUAAUGAAGCCAUUGUACGCAUCAUAUCUGAUCAGUUCUUGAAAUGUUUUAGUAAGUCUAUCUUACAACAUUAUAAGAAGAUAAUCAGCAGCCUUAGAAGGUCCCCAUCUGGACUGUAGAGUUCUUUUACUGAAAGAUGUUUUGCCUUUUUGAGAUAGCUCUCGCGUUUCAUCAUCUGUUCCGCCGAGAUGAAGUGCAUAUGAAAAGUCAGUGACUCUGAAUCCAUCUGUUGUUAUUAUUUUCCACUGAUAAUUGGCUUGAACAAUGAAAUGUCUGUGUCUGCAGCCUUUGAAACUGUACACCCUGUUUAUUUUCUGGAGGUCUCACUGCAACUAUGCCCCCCCCAUCUUUCCCCCUGCGUUUUCUCUCAAGCUUACAGCAAGUGGCGCUUGUGUGAGGAUGACAUCUUUGACUCUGUGCAUCAGUAUGUGUCACUCAGCAUCUAAAGCUUGCAUACGGAUUUUUGUCACAAUCCCUGUGUCUGUGCCGUUUGCUCCUGAAUCCGGCGCUCUCUCAGCGAGGAGCUUAGCUAGGCCACGAUGCAUGGAUCCAUUACCUGGAUUGCUGUCUUUAUUUCACUGCCCUCAUUAAACUAUUAAUUUAGAGUACAGUAUCUAACACCUAUGGAAUUAGAUACUACCUAUAAUUGUAUAAUAUAUUCAGUUGCAUCCAGGUUUGCGCGAUACAGGGCAUUAAUAUUGGAUUCCACUAACAUCACUUCCAUUAGCUUACUCAACCAGUAUGAGAUAUGGAUGAGCUGGGAAGCAUAACUACCCUCAAAACUGCCAAAACAGUCAUUAGAAGCUCCAUGGGGAUGGACAGAGGCUUUCUCACCGUGAUAUACUGAUUAAGUUUUGUUCUAUGGUUUAUUUGCAGCAAGGUUAGAUCACUAUCGUCUGUGGACGCGGGUUAUCUAACACCUUAUUUGGAAGGUCGUUUCAAGGCAAAAGAGUGAACAAAAUCAGCAUCUUUUCCGUUUCUGUGCGCACCCCUCUUAGAGAACCUGUGUUUUAUUCUCUGGGUCUUUGGGUAUCCUUUUAAUUUUGUUUGUCUUUUCUCCCUGUUAUGCCAUAAUAUAUGUUUAAAAUGAGUUCAGUGUUUGUUUCUAAAAAUAUUUUAAAACUUUUCAGUGAUGAUCUUCGCCUUUUACAGCAGAAUGAUUUGGCCAGAAAACAGUUUUGUAUUAAUAAAUUAAAACUGCUUUUGAAAUAGAAAACUGCCCUUUUUCCCUUGGCUAGGAUAAAUCACAGCAUUCUGGACGGCUGUGAAGGAUCUGUGAUAUAUCCUUUUUAGUCCAAAUACAGUAAUAAUAUAGACACAUCCUAUAGCACAGCCGUGCUGGAUUUGGCCCCAGAGUAUUGUAUGGCAUAAGUAAGUAGUAGACGAACAUAAUCUUAUUUAUGUUUCAAUCGAAAUCAUUUAAUACUGCAAAAGUUAUUAAAAAAUAAUUAAGUUACUAAGACCAACAUGUGGCUGGAACAGAGAAUAAGAGGUCAGUGUGAGUUGAUUCCAUAAGCUAAGAAAAGGCAGUAGUGAAUUCCUAGCACUGAUAAUGUUUUUUCUCUUGCUUAAAUUCCUGGGUUGUAAGGACAAAUUAUGUUGAGGUAUGGCAUAUUUUCUGCCGAAAUGGAGAAAAUUGUUGACUGUAAUUAUGUUAUUUAAUUGAAAUUAUAAGUGGUUGAGGCCACUCAGUUAAAAGCAUUCCUUCUAAUAUAGGGGUAAUGUUUUUAAAUGAGUGGUCAUGGAUUGGUGACAUUUGAAAAGCAGGCAUUUGGGAUAUAGUUUUGGAAAACUCAAAUUAUUUUCCUUAAAUGAUUAGUGAAUUAGAGAGUAUAGUUAAGUAGCAUUUUUUUUUUGGCUUAUUCUCUUUAAUUAGAUAUGCAUGAAUGUAUUAUGUGUGAGUAUAUAUGCACAUAUAUAUGUAUAUAUUUUUAUAUGUACACUUUAUGUACAUAUAUAAAACAGAUCUUUCUGUAGGUACAGAGUCACAAGAAUCAACUUAUAAUGUGACAAAGCAGAGAAACAAGAUGUAUAUCUCUGACCUUAAAUUGCGACUAAACAACCUGAUUGUUUAAAACUCUCAUUGAAGGUUAGAGAUUGCAGUGGAACCCACAGUAGAACUCCAGGGAUGGGUAUACCACAAGUUUUUUUUGGAAUAGCUGGAGAUACAACAAUAGCACUACCCCCUUCCACGAGUGAGUUCUUAAUUACUAAUGAAUGCAAUUCAUUUUAAUUGUUAUUAUAGCAACAUAACAUUUAACUGUCUCCUGUUUAGUGGUGUCCCCUGGAACAGGCAGUGUCUCCUGUCAGAGCUAGGACAGGUAGAAGGCACAGCGGGCGUCUGAUUGAGCCAGUUAUUCAUUUGCUGAGUGUUUGUGUUUAUGCAAAGGGGCCUCUUCCUGCAUAUUUAAUCUAGAGUAAGGCAGUGGCUUUUGUUGUGUUUAGCCCACAUACCUUCAGUCCUUCCUCACACUGCCGCCAGCCCGGGAGCCCUGAGAGCCAGCAGGCUUCCAAGCGCCUGUAGUUUCUCCCUUACAAACUCUCAACUUUCUUCCGUUGUGUGAAAAUUGCCUCUCCCGCCCCAAAGCUUUGCCUCCUCACCAUGAACGGGGUAAGACGUGACCUUUUGAGGUGACUAUAACUGAAGAUUGCUUUACAGAAGCCAAAAAAAGGUUUUUGAGUCAUGAUGCAAGAAUCUGGGACUGAGACAAAAAGUAACGGUUCAGCCAUCCAGAAUGGGUCCGGCGGCAGCAACCACUUAUUAGAGUGCGGCGGUCUUCGGGAGGGGCGGUCCAACGGAGAGACGCCGGCCGUGGACAUCGGGGCAGCCGACCUCGCCCACGCGCAGCAGCAGCAGCAACAGGCACUUCAGGUGGCAAGACAACUCCUUCUUCAGCAGCAACAGCAGCAGCAAGUUAGUGGAUUAAAAUCUCCCAAGAGGAAUGACAAACAACCAGCUCUUCAGGUUCCCGUGUCAGUGGCUAUGAUGACACCUCAAGUUAUCACUCCCCAGCAAAUGCAGCAGAUCCUCCAACAACAAGUGCUGAGCCCUCAGCAGCUCCAGGUUCUCCUCCAGCAGCAGCAGGCCCUCAUGCUUCAACAGCAGCAGCUUCAAGAGUUUUAUAAAAAACAACAGGAACAGUUGCAGCUUCAACUUUUACAACAACAACAUGCUGGAAAACAGCCUAAAGAGCAACAGCAGGUGGCUACCCAGCAGUUGGCUUUUCAGCAGCAGCUUUUACAGAUGCAGCAGUUACAGCAGCAGCACCUCCUGUCUUUGCAGCGCCAAGGCCUUCUGACAAUUCAGCCCGGGCAGCCUGCCCUUCCCCUUCAACCUCUUGCUCAAGGCAUGAUUCCAACAGAACUGCAGCAGCUCUGGAAAGAAGUAACGAGUGCUCAUACUGCAGAAGAAACCACAGGCAACAAUCACAGCAGUUUGGAUCUGACCACGACAUGUGUGUCCUCCUCUGCACCUUCCAAGACCUCUUUAAUAAUGAACCCACAUGCCUCUACCAACGGACAGCUCUCAGUCCACACUCCCAAAAGGGAAAGUUUGUCCCAUGAGGAGCACCCCCAUAGCCAUCCUCUCUAUGGACAUGGUGUGUGCAAGUGGCCAGGCUGUGAAGCAGUGUGCGAAGAUUUCCAAUCAUUUCUAAAACAUCUCAACAGUGAGCAUGCGCUGGACGAUAGAAGUACAGCCCAAUGUAGAGUACAAAUGCAGGUUGUACAGCAGUUAGAGCUACAGCUUGCAAAAGACAAAGAGCGCCUGCAAGCCAUGAUGACCCACCUGCAUGUGAAGUCUACAGAACCCAAAGCCGCCCCUCAGCCCCUGAAUCUGGUAUCAAGUGUCACUCUCUCCAAGUCCGCAUCAGAGGCUUCUCCACAGAGCUUACCUCAUACUCCAACGACCCCAACUGCCCCGCUGACUCCCGUCACCCAAGGCCCCUCUGUCAUCACCACCACCAGCAUGCACACGGUGGGACCCAUCCGCAGGCGGUACUCAGACAAAUAUAAUGUGCCCAUUUCUUCAGCAGAUAUUGCGCAGAACCAAGAAUUUUAUAAGAACGCAGAAGUUAGACCACCAUUUACAUAUGCAUCUUUAAUUAGGCAGGCCAUUCUCGAAUCUCCAGAAAAGCAGCUAACACUAAAUGAAAUCUAUAACUGGUUCACACGAAUGUUUGCUUACUUCCGACGCAACGCGGCCACGUGGAAGAAUGCAGUGCGUCAUAAUCUUAGUCUUCACAAGUGUUUUGUGCGAGUAGAAAACGUUAAAGGGGCAGUAUGGACAGUGGAUGAAGUAGAAUUCCAAAAACGAAGGCCACAAAAGAUCAGUGGUAACCCUUCCCUUAUUAAAAACAUGCAGAGCAGCCACGCCUACUGCACACCUCUCAAUGCAGCUUUACAGGCUUCAAUGGCUGAGAAUAGUAUACCUCUAUACACUACCGCUUCCAUGGGAAAUCCCACUCUGGGCAACUUAGCCAGCGCAAUACGGGAAGAGCUGAACGGGGCAAUGGAGCAUACCAACAGCAACGAGAGUGACAGCAGUCCAGGCAGAUCUCCUAUGCAAGCCGUGCAUCCUGUACACGUCAAAGAAGAGCCACUCGACCCAGAGGAAGCUGAAGGGCCUCUGUCCUUAGUGACAACAGCCAACCACAGUCCAGAUUUUGACCAUGACAGAGAUUACGAAGACGAACCAGUAAAUGAGGACAUGGAGUGAAUAUCGGGGUGGGCCAACCCUGAGAAUGAAGAUUGGGAAAAGGAAAAAAAAAAACAACAACACACACACACGUCAAAAGUUAGCAGUGAAAUUGUUCUCCAUUUGUUGUACAGUCUGGAGGAUUUUCACUACAUUUUGACAACUCUGAAAUGUGUUAACUCUUAGUGCCAUCAAGAACCCCAUUUGGGAGUAUUUUUGAUUUUUCUACUUUUUGUUGAAAAAAGGAAUUUGUACUCUGUGCAUUGGAUGGACUUGUUUGGUACUUGGGAUUUUCCUCUCUUAACCGUCAACAUCAGUGUUGUAAAUUUGCUAAACUGAUUCACUUUUAGCAGCAGACUUUGAACUGCAGUCCUGCCAACGUUGGACACUGAGGACGCCCGACGGAGCUUGUGCACCUAAGCUGCAGACCAAGCCUUUGCCCAGAAUUUAAGGAUUCCAAUGGACGACCUAUUUGCACAGUACUGCAUGUUGAUUAUCACUGCCUUUACUCCAUUUCUUUUUUUUUUUUUUUUUUUUUUUUUUUGCUUCCAGUUGGGAUGGGGAAGGCCUUUGUGUGUGUAUUGGGGGGAGGGGUUAAAAAAUAAUUAUCCCAAACUUUUUAAUGUAUUGCUUUUUUUUUUUUUUUCUUCUACUAUACCAUUUUAAGUUCUGACCUCAGGCCUCCAUUUGGGCCGAUGGCCUCUUGGAGGCUUAAAGUUUUCUGUACCUUGUGAUGAAUGUUAAUAGGUGUUUUUAUUAUACAAAGCUGAAUGUCAUUUCUUGUUUGUAGCUUUCUGUCACUCAUUCCAUCUUCCUUCAGACAUCACCGUUUCUCUAAAAGUCAGAAAACAUUCCGUUUUGGUCUUUUUCAAAAAGGUCCCAAAUGCUGCACUCUACACAUGAAGGCCCUCUCACACAGACGUGACGUCCUGCCAGAAAGAGAAUGAAUGACAGAAAAAAAGAGACAGACAAACUCUAGGAACAAUGCUGAUUCCUUCCACGCAGCAGUAUUGGGGGUGGUUGGGGGGAGGGAUGUUUCGGAUUUUCCUUUUUUUUCCUUUUUGCAGCAACCAUCAUUCUUAAUAAAUGCCACCACAUUCUACCAGCACAAGGAAACAUAGGUAGCACCGAAAAAAAAAAAAAGCUCAUACUAAUUAGACUGAUGGUAUGGCCGUGGAAGGCUCUCCCUCGUGGAACCCAUUUGUCAUGGGCCGUCGGAGCUCUGUGAUAAUGAGUGUGGGUUGGUUUUGUUUGCAAAUUGGCCAAAAACCUGGUCCUGGUGGCGGCAGCGCCGAGUUUAUACAUUAGUUCAGACCUGCUUGGUGGCAUUAAACUGUUCGCAUGCAAAAUCCAUUUCAGAUUGAACUUCUUAAGAGAGUUAAUGAGGACUGAGUUCAGCAAAUGCUAAAGUGUUCAUUUCAAAUAUGCAAAUUUGGUACUGCAGUUUGUUAUGCAAUAUUAUAUCGCCAACCCAGUAUCAGAAACUCAUAGAAGGUAUCAUGUAGGUCCUGGGCUUUGGGAGUUCCCACACAUGGUAUGCAGAAUGUGAUGGUUAUAGGUCAGUACAACCUCAGUCCUUAGAACCCCUCUACACUUCCACUCUGCACCCACUUUUCCUGUCAUUUAUUUAUCUAGGACUGUAGCUUUUUUUUUAGUUCGAGAGCCUUUCAAAGCUUAAUUUAUAUUCUUUGUACCUUUUUUUUCUAAAAUUACCAAAGAUAUUACACAAAGGUAAAUUAUGUUCUCUAUUUUAUGCUUUAUCUGAUGAAGCCAAAUAUCCUCUUAUUGUUGAUCAAAGGAGGCAAAAGAAUUUAGAGGCAAAUGACAAGCGAUAGGCUAUUGCAACCUGAGAAAGAGAACUGCUCCUUCAUCAUAGAGUAAAUUUAGAAGACCAAGUAGAAAUGGAACCAAAGUUGUUACUUUUUACUAGUAGUUAUUUUUCUUUUUUCUUUUUGUGUACCUCUACAGAGACCAAAACUCAUUUCUCUUAAAGAGAUUUUAUGGGGCUACUGCAGAUAAAAAUAGGACACAAUAUUAAAGGAGCUACAGAAGGAAGGGAGUCCCAUCUCAGAAAAAAUGAAUGUAUGCCACUGCAAUUAGAGUAUCCAAUAAAGGAGACAGUUUAGAGUCAGAACAGAAAAGCUUCCAUAAGUGAACUAGAUCACAUAAUAGCAUUUCUAGAAAAAAAAGAUAUUUUUAGAUUGUAUGCCACUUUUGUUUAAGAACUGUGCUGUGAUCACUAUAUUAAUUUUGGUUAAUCUUGGCGUAUAUCCUUCAGUUUGUUUUUAUUUUUAAUUUUUCCUUCCUUCCUUUUCCAAUUAGGCUUUGGUCAGCAUUUUUCAUUUAAAGAAAAGUAACACUCCCAUCCACUCAUAAGCUUGGUACAAAAACUUCUCUGGCAGUUACUUUUGAAGCUUCACUCUGCUUUCUGUAUAAAGGGCAGUCUGUGGUCACGCAAGACUUUAAAAAAAAAAAAAAAAAAAAAAAAAAAAAAAACUUUUCCAGGCAGCUUCAUGAUGUGCAGGCAAUAGCCAGACAGGGUCAUGGGAAGGGGGCCCUGUGCUUCUAAACUGAGUGGUUGCUGGUUAGUUUGGUAUUCAAAAGAGGAUAAAAAUCUGGUAGAUUAGUUCAUUCUCAGCAUGUGUAGCUAGACAUGAGUAAAGAUAACAGCAUGAGAAACUGUUAGUACGCAUACCUCAGUUCAAACCUUUAGGGAAUGAUUAAAAUUAAAAAAAAAUACAUUUCACUCAGUUGCACUUAGUUGUAUGUCUUGCAUGCUUAGUCUAAAGACUGUAGCAAAAAAAAAAAAAAAAAAAAGAAUUAGAUUUUACAUAUCUUUGCAGGUAUCACAGCCUUGCAGAAGAACCAACUGAAAAAAAAAAAUAUUCUCAGGCUUUACAGCAAGCAAACUUCACUAUGAUUUUUACAGUUCUGAUUCUGUAUCCCCUGGGGGUUAUCCCAGUUGCUUCUUUAGGAUGGGGUUUAUUAUGUUGUACAUAUAUCCCGAUGUGUCUGUGUGAAUCUUUGUCUUUUUUGGGGGAGGGCGGAGGGCGGUUCUUUUUUUAGAUAUUGUUCCUAAAAAGGAAUAAAUGCAUACACCUGUUUGUCAAAACACCUUUGCUUUUUGUGCAACUGCUUUAUAUUAACGAUACUAAAAAAAAAUAGCUUUGGAAAAAAAAACUACUGUAUGUAAUGGAAUUGCAGAAUAUGCUGCACAUGUAUUUUAUUUAGUUAUCCUUGCUUUAAGAUUUUGGAUGACAUUUCCUGACAUGUGGGAGGGAGAAACUCCCUUUUUUUUCUGCUUUUAAAUUGUAACAUAGUUGAAGAUUUUUUUUUUUCCUGUUCUCAUUGAUUGGAGCAUUUUGUACAGGUUUUUUUGUGUGCGUGCGUGCGUGUGUGCGUGUUAAUCUGUUUUUUGAUACGUUCCUGUCCCUUCUGUUUAUCCUACCACUGCCUUCCUGGCUAUCUUAAACAAGUUCAUACAUUUGAAAAGAAAAAAAAAUAUGUUGUUUAAAAACUGUUUUCUCCUGCUGCAGUAAAUAUUUUGCAUGAUGAAAUUCCAGGGUCACACUUUCAAAGUUUAUCAGUGAAGUAGUGAUUAACAAUGGGGAGUGAACUUUUGUAUUAAAAAAAAAAAACUUUACAAGGUGCCAAGAUGUAAAGAAAAUCUAUAACUUUUUUUUCCUCAAAGAAAAGCGUACAUUAGGGAGGUAGUCCUGUGUGUCAGACAAAUGCACUGUCAGGAAUGAGGGUCGAACCAACCUGUCCUAGAGUCUGUCUUGUAAGAUGAGUUAGGCUGCCACCUUGGACCAGCAGCAAAAUGGAUUAUCAAGGCUUAUGUACAUACAUGAAGAGUUACCGCCAUUCCUGCCACCUUUGGACAGCUCAAACAGCAUCCCCAGAAUCCCGUCAGACCUAGAAAAGAAAACUUUGGAUUCUUAACCCAAGAUAUGCUCUAAAUCAUUAGCUUUUUUUUUCCACUCACACACAGAAAAAGAGUUAAAAAAAUAUUUCCUCUCUUUCCACAUUCCAGCUGAGCUCUGUUUCCAAAGGCACAAAGAAGAGUGUGCUUAUUUGGAUUUUGAAUCUUUUGGUACCCUUUGGGUAAUGACGUAGCCUUCUGAGAUUUUGGAUGUGUUCAAAGUCAGUUUUGCUUUUUCAUCCUGAGAAUCAGAUUUACAAUGCUGAAGGCAUUUGUUGGGCCUAGUGUAGCUCAUGCAAUCUCUGCUACCCAUAAGCCUUGAUGAAGAUGAUAGAGUCCGGACUGUGAGCAUGGUGCUUCGUGUAUAUGUGCUGCCAGUAACAAGAAUUUUUUUGCUUUGUUUUGUUUUGAUAAGGCAUAAAAGAAACUCAUUCCUUGACAUCAACUGUAAUUCCAUCAUUCCAUGUCUGCGGAUACAGACAAUAAAAAAAAUGUUGUGUAGUCAGUACUAAUUACUGACAUUAUAGCAUUCUCAAAUGCAAUAAAAAUGCUGGUUGUUGACACUGGUA
Sapajus apella (tufted capuchin) is the source of this 11695-nucleotide messenger RNA. It is a transcript of the gene FOXP1, whose product is annotated as forkhead box P1. The transcript has 18 exons. Gene Ontology annotation, cellular component: nucleus. The record is from RefSeq and is a predicted model, not a curated record. Gene Ontology annotation, molecular function: DNA-binding transcription repressor activity, RNA polymerase II-specific; RNA polymerase II cis-regulatory region sequence-specific DNA binding. NCBI's taxonomy places the organism in Eukaryota, Metazoa, Chordata, Mammalia, Primates, Cebidae. Gene Ontology annotation, biological process: regulation of transcription by RNA polymerase II. Bases 5192 to 7225 code for a protein of 677 amino acids.